Molecule: messenger RNA, 618 nt
Organism: Penicillium chermesinum
Lineage: Eukaryota; Fungi; Ascomycota; Eurotiomycetes; Eurotiales; Aspergillaceae
Product: GNAT family N-acetyltransferase
Exons: 1
Coding region: 1-618 (205 amino acids)
Molecular function (GO): acyltransferase activity, transferring groups other than amino-acyl groups
Source: RefSeq, a predicted model, not a curated record
AUGUCAUCUAUCUUCACACCCCCAGAGCAUUUCAGUAUACCAACGGAACGCCUGCAUAUUUCCUACCUAGCUCCAGGGAAUAAUUCCCACAGCAGCUUUCUACAUCACAUUUGGAACACAGAAGAGUUUGUGAAGUCACAAGGGGAAACUGGCCUUGAUACGGUGGAGAAAGCCGCCGAGUUCAUUACCAACAGAGUUCAAAGCGACUAUGGGAGGAAUCGAUACGGGCAGAUGCUCGUGUCCUUGAAGCCUUACCCUACCGCUUCAUUGCUCGAAAGCACACCGAUAGGGAUCGUGUCAUUGAUGAAGGGUGAUGGCAAGGAUGCGUACACUGCUCCUGAUAUAGGCUAUACGAUUCUCCCUGAGGAGAACGGGAAGGGAUAUGCUACCGAGGCAGCGGCUGGUCUGAUCGCUUAUGCACAAAAUGAAUUGGGGGUAGAAUGUGUGCUUGGGUUCUGCGAUCAUGAAGACAGACGCAGUCAAAGAGUUUUAGAGAAGAUUGGUAUGGAGCUCCAAGGGAAGCGGCAUUUGAAGUUUUUUGGAAGGGCGUAUAGUGCUGUCUACGCAUUUCCCGGAGUUGGAGACUUGAGAAAAUAUGGAAUUCACGACGAUGACUAG